AUGCUGGAAAAGGAGGUCGAACACCCCGAUCGCAUCGGGGGAUGGCUUGACAAGCUAGAUAUCAAGGGCGCCGAGAUUGAUGAAAAUGAGUGCGCUACUGAUACCGAUGAAGAGGCAGAUUGUGGACCAACUACACCACCUCGGCUAUCGGACUACCGCUCAGUACCGCAAGAUGAGAUCUCGCCAACCGACACGUCCUUCUCUGGGAAGAGCAUCUUCGACAAACCGCUCUGCAAGAAUCUGUUCGGCAGUCCGACCCCAAAGUUCGAGAUACGAGACGAUGAUUCCGACACGACCAGUAUCGAUAGCGGUGACUGGGCGCCACAACAGGGCAAAGAGCGCCCGCUUGAGCGACUUGUGCCACCUGCCUUUGCUCUUCGACCUAGUACACUGUCAAACACCCUAGGUUCCCAUGAAUCAGCUUUAGCAACGAGCACAAGCGACCUCACAGCUAUAUCAGAACGUAAAUCUCAACAUACUCUUUCUCCGCACGAUCCGAACGAGCCGCGACCAGUCUGGAUAACCUCUUGCUUACAAUGCACAUUCGCUGACCUCCCCUGCUCGCGAACCUACCCCUCAUGCUCGCGCUGUAAGCGACACAACCGCGCCGAGGAAUGUCUCCUACAGCGCCGACGCUUCACAUCAGAAGUUCUGGGUUCCUCGCUCAUGGACAAGAGCUCAACGCCUGCUCUACUCAAAGUGAAAGGUGAAGACGAAGGAGUUUGGAAACUGAAGGUUGAGCUGGCGGAGGCGUUAUGCGAGAAGUGGGUUGCAGAACAAGAUCAGAAGAACUGGGUGUUGCCGGAUGUCGGUAGUGCGAGAGGUGGAUGGGGUAGACGUGGGGCAAGGAUUGGGAGGGAGAAGGUGGGGCAUCCGGGAGAGGGGAUUGGACGUCUGGCUUUUCGGGAGCUGUUCGUUGAUGUGGAUGCUUGA
Alternaria rosae is the source of this 933-nucleotide messenger RNA. RefSeq lists its product as uncharacterized. Lineage: Eukaryota; Fungi; Ascomycota; Dothideomycetes; Pleosporales; Pleosporaceae. Gene Ontology annotation, molecular function: zinc ion binding; DNA-binding transcription factor activity, RNA polymerase II-specific. The record is from RefSeq and is a predicted model, not a curated record. Gene Ontology annotation, biological process: regulation of DNA-templated transcription. The transcript has a single exon. The coding region runs from base 1 to 933 and encodes 310 amino acids.